AUGUCGUCGUCCUCGGCGAAGGCGGCGCACUACCGCGCCGACGGCGUGAGGAUCACCCACGACCCGCACGCUCCCGGGAUGGCGGAGGUGCAUUCUAUACACUGGUCCCCGUACGACCGCGUUCGCGUGAAAUACGGCGCGCCGGGCGAGACGGAUCGCGACGGAUUCGACCCGUACGCCGACUCCGUCGGCGCGGGAAUAUACGGUGGCGUCGUGAAGCGGCGACCGGAGGACGGCAGCGUCGUCAUCGGGAAGCAGUACCAAGGGCACAACCCGCGUCCGGGUCCGGUGUACGCCGGCGGCGGAUACACCCCCGUCUCCGACGCGAUCGCGACGUUCAACCGCGAGGUCUCCGGGGGCGUCCCAACGCCCGAGACCACGCUCGCGAAGCUUCUCGACGCGCACCCGGACUUGGUCAACGACGUCUCCACCGGCGGCGCGUCGCCGCUGCACACGUGCGGGAUGUCGCGCGCCAAUCAGCACGCGACCGCGUUUCUGAUCUCACGCGGCGCCGACGUGGACGCGGUGGACGCGUACGGGUUCACGCCGUUGGACCGCGCGGCGUCGAACAACCUCGCGAUCGCCGCGGAGGCGCUGUUGAAGCGGGGCGCGGACCCGGACGCGAACGGGCCGCCGCGCGACGUCGCGACGCAGUCCGAGGCGAGGGACGUGUUGAAGGCGCUCGACGCGCGCGCGAAGGAAGGCGGUCGCGUCGACUCAGGCGCGUCCCGUACACUGGUUCCUAUACGACCGCGUUGGUGUGGUGAACUCCGAUCCUGA
This is a messenger RNA of Micromonas pusilla CCMP1545, 780 nucleotides long. RefSeq lists its product as uncharacterized. Gene Ontology annotation, molecular function: protein binding. The record is from RefSeq and is a predicted model, not a curated record. NCBI's taxonomy places the organism in Eukaryota, Viridiplantae, Chlorophyta, Mamiellophyceae, Mamiellales, Mamiellaceae. Gene Ontology annotation, cellular component: cytoplasm; nucleus. The transcript has 2 exons. Bases 1 to 780 code for a protein of 259 amino acids.